UGUUUAUUUCCGUUGCAGAAAGGAAGUAGUUCGCUGGGUCUUGUGGAGGUGACCCAAUGGCAGAAUUAUUCUGUCAAUCUUGAAUUAGCUUUCUCCCAGAGUCGUAGGAAACACCGAUUAUUUUAUUUUCAUAGUUGAAAAAACACCGUUAGCACCAUGGGAGCUCACCUCGCGCGGCGGUAUAUCACCGAGAGGGAGACCGAGCCUGACCCUUCCAAACCGUUUGGCUUCGACCCCGAAUUCGGCUUCGAGGAGAGGAAAGAGAGAGAGAUGGUGGCCUCCCAGGCCCAGAUGAACCUGGCCCAGGUCCCUGUACUCCAGAGGGACUACUGCGCCCACCACCUCAUCAAGCUCAUGAAGUGUAAGAGGGACAACUGGCCCAACUUCCUGGCCUGUAAACACGAGAGACACGACUGGGACUACUGCGAGCACCAGGACUACGUGAUGCGAAUGAAGGAGUACGAGCGGGAGCGACGGCUGCAGAUGAGGAAGAAGAGGGUGGAGGAAGCCCAGGCUGCUUGAGCAUCAUCAUAAUGACCUCUAACCCUUCUGUGUACAUACCUGCUGCUCUCCACAAUAAAGACCACCUUUAGAGCUCUACUACUCUA
This is a messenger RNA of Coregonus clupeaformis (lake whitefish), 608 nucleotides long. It is a transcript of the gene ndufb7, whose product is annotated as NADH:ubiquinone oxidoreductase subunit B7. The transcript is spliced from 3 exons. The record is from RefSeq and is a predicted model, not a curated record. Bases 157 to 522 code for a protein of 121 amino acids. Gene Ontology annotation, cellular component: mitochondrion. NCBI's taxonomy places the organism in Eukaryota, Metazoa, Chordata, Actinopteri, Salmoniformes, Salmonidae.